Talpa occidentalis (Iberian mole) is the source of this 1820-nucleotide messenger RNA. Its product is annotated as steroid 17-alpha-hydroxylase/17,20 lyase-like. Bases 20 to 1552 code for a protein of 510 amino acids. The transcript has 8 exons. Gene Ontology annotation, biological process: progesterone metabolic process; hormone biosynthetic process. NCBI's taxonomy places the organism in Eukaryota, Metazoa, Chordata, Mammalia, Eulipotyphla, Talpidae. Gene Ontology annotation, molecular function: iron ion binding; steroid 17-alpha-monooxygenase activity; heme binding. The record is from RefSeq and is a predicted model, not a curated record.
GCCUGCCCCAUCUGCCACCAUGUGGGAGCUCCUCACUCUCUUGAUGUUGAUCCUGACUUAUUUCUUCUGGCCCAAGGGGAAGUGCCUUGUUGUCAAGUACCCCAACAGCCUCCCAGCCCUGCCCUUGGUAGGCAGUCUUCCCUUCCUCCCCAGACAUGGACAUCCACAUGUGAAUUUCUUCAAGCUGCAGAGAAAAUAUGGCCCCAUCUAUUCCCUUCGUAUGGGGAGCAAGACUACAGUGAUCAUUGGGGAGCACCAGCUGGCCAGGGAGGUGCUGAUCAAGAAAGGCAAGGACUUCGCUGGGCGGCCCCAAGUGGUGACCUUAGGCAUCCUGUCAGACAAUGGAAAGGGCAUUGCCUUCGCUGACCAUGGUGCCCAGUGGCACCUGCAUCGGAAGCUGGUGCAGGCUACCUUUGCUCUUUUUAAGGAUGGCAACCAGAGACUAGACAACAUGAUAUGUCAGGAAAUCAGUUUACUGUCUGAUUUCCUGGCCACGCAGAAUGGACAGCCAGUAGAUUUGUCCUUGCCUGUCUUCCUGGCGGUGACCAACAUUAUGUGCUUCAUCUGCUUCAACUUCACCUUCAAGAUUGAGGAUCCUGAAUUCAAGACCAUAGAGCAUUACAUUAAUGGCAUCAUGGAUGCUCUGGGCCAGAACACUAUGGCAGACAUAUUCCCUAUCCUGCAGAUUUUCCCCAAUAAAACCCUAGAAAUGAUGAGGAAUUGUGUACAAAUGAGAGAACAAUGCCUGAGUGAAAUCAUUGAAAAAUAUAAGGAGAACUUCAGCAGCAACUCUAUCAACACCAUGCUGGACGUGUUGAUCCAAGCUCAGAUGAACUCAGGCAACAGCAAUGCAGACCCAGACCAGUAUUCAAAGUUGCUUUCAGAUAAACACAUUCUCAGCACCAUCGGGGACAUCUUUGGGGCUGGUGUGGAGACCACCUGCUCUGUGGUACAGUGGACUGUGGCCUUCCUGCUGCAUUAUCCUCAGCUAAAAAAGAAGAUCCAGGAGGAGCUUGAUCAGAAUGUUGGUUUCAACCGCACACCAACUCUCAGUGACCGCAACCAUCUCCUCCUCCUGGAGGCCACCAUCAGGGAGGUGCUGCGCAUCAGGCCCGUGGCUCCAAUGCUCAUCCCCCACCAGGCUAUCGUCGACUCCAGCAUUGGUGGUUAUGCCAUUGACAAAGGCACAGAUAUCAUCAUUAAUUUGUGGGCGCUGCAUCACAGUGAGAAGGAGUGGGACCAGCCUGACAAGUUCAUGCCUGAGCGCUUCUUGGACCCAACAGGGAACCAGCUCAUCUCACCAUCCUUAAGCUACUUGCCCUUUGGAGCGGGACCACGCACAUGCAUAGGGGAGAUGCUGGCUCGCAGGGAGCUCUUCCUCUUCAUGGCCUGGUUACUGCAGAGGUUUGACUUCGAGGUCCCAGAUGAUGGACACAUGCCCGCUCUGGAAGGUAUCCCCAAUGUGGUCUUUCAGGUCGAACCUUUCAAAGUGAAGAUCAAGGUCCGAGACGCCUGGAGGGAGGCCCAGGCUGAAGGGAGCCCCCAGAACUAGAACCUGGCACCCGACUCCAGCAGAUAGCACAGAACUAGAGGUGGCCCUCCCCCUCUUUUAACCUCUCCCCUCCCCCAGCCCUGGCAUGAUGUGCAUAAACUGAGCAGUUUCUAUUCAGAAGGGCCUUGAGAAGCCCAUUCAUUUCCUCACUGGUUCAUUCAUUCUCUCAACAAAUACUUAUCGAACAGCUGCUAUGUGCCUCUCACAGGGCCUGGACAGGCAACCUCCCUAGUCUCGCGAUGCUACAUUUCUGUGAGGACUGACCUAC